AUGAAUUACUCACGGUUCAUCACCGCCACGAGCGCGGCCAGAAAGCCUUCUCCCAUCCGAGUGACGGGUGAGAAGCGGGACUGGCGCCUCUCCUCCCGGGGUGCAAAAUCACUCAUUUCCUUAGCUGCUGGAUCACCAAAUCCAAACACAUUCCCCUUUAAGACUGCUACUAUCACUGUAGAAAAUGGAAAGACAAUCCAAUUUGGAGAAGAGCUGAUGAAGAGAGCACUUCAGUAUUCUCCAACUACUGGAAUUCCAGAGCUUUUGUCCUGGAUAAAACACUUACAAGUAAGACUUCAUAAUCCUCCCACCAUCCAUUAUCCACCCAGUCAAGGACAAAUGGACGUAUGUGUCACAUGUGGCAGUCAAGAAGGUCUUUGUAAGGUAUUUGAAAUGAUCAUUAAUCCCGGAGAUAAUGUCCUCCUAAGUGAACCUGUUUAUUCAGGAACACUUCACAUUCUACAACCGCUGGGCUGCAACAUUCUUAAUGUUUCCAGUGAUGAAUAUGGGAUUAUUCCAGACUCCCUCAGAGAAGUACUUUCCAGAUGGAAACCAGAAGAUUCAAAGGAUUCCAAGAAAAACACCCCCAAAUUACUUUAUACUGUCCCAACUGGAAACAACCCUACUGGAAGCACAUUAAGAAGUGACCGAAAAAAGGAAAUCUAUGAGCUUGCAAGAAAAUAUGAUUUCCUCAUAAUAGAAGAUGACCCUUACUAUUUCCUCCAGUAUGACAAGUCCCGGCCACCAACAUUUCUUUCCAUGGAUGUUGAUGGGCGUGUGAUCAGAGCUGACAGUUUUUCGAAAGUCAUCUCCUCUGGAUUGAGAAUAGGGUUUAUAACUGGUCCACAACCCUUGAUAGAGAGAGUUGUUUUACACAUACAAGUUUCAUCACUACAGCCCAGUACUUUUAAUCAGUUUAUGAUAUUACAGCUUCUACAACAGUGGGGAGAAGAGGGCUUCCUGGCUCAUGUUAACAGAGUUAUUGAUUUCUAUAGGAAACAGAAGGAUGCAAUGCUGGCAGCUGCAGACAAGUGGUUAGGUGAUUUGGCAGAAUGGCAUGCUCCUACUGCUGGAAUGUUUCUAUGGGUUAAAAUUAAAGGCGUGCAUGAUAUAAAACAACUGGUUGGAAAAGAAGACUUUAAGAAAGAGAUAUUAAUGUUUCCUGGAAACGAUUUCCAAAUCGAUAGCUCAAUUCCUAGCUCCUACUUGAGAAUGUCCUUCUCUUCAGCUUCUCCAGAACAGAUGGAUGUGGCCCUCCAGAAAUUAGCCCAACUUAUAAAAGAAUCAUUAUGA
Molecule: messenger RNA, 1293 nt
Organism: Cynocephalus volans (Philippine flying lemur)
Lineage: Eukaryota; Metazoa; Chordata; Mammalia; Dermoptera; Cynocephalidae
Gene: AADAT
Product: aminoadipate aminotransferase
Exons: 13
Coding region: 1-1293 (430 amino acids)
Biological process (GO): biosynthetic process
Molecular function (GO): L-kynurenine:2-oxoglutarate transaminase activity; pyridoxal phosphate binding
Source: RefSeq, a predicted model, not a curated record